ACCUCAGGUGGUGUGUGCAAAGCGCUCGGACUGCCUUCACAUCAACCCUUAGCCUGGGCACCGCUUUCCUCGUGUGCUUCCACUGAGGAGAAACCUGCAGCUACACACUUCAUACAGUGUGAUGGCGGAGCGUGUCUUGAUCAUCGGGAGCGGGGGCAGGGAGCACUCCCUGGCCUGGAAGCUGGCCCAGUCUCCUCUCGUACAGCAGGUCCUGGUGGCUCCUGGGAAUGCCGGCACUGCUGACAACGGGAAGGUCUCCAACUCGGCUGUGUCAGUGAGUAACCACUCCAUCCUGGCUCAGUACUGCAAGGAUCACAAUGUGGGGCUGGUGGUGGUGGGGCCGGAAGCACCUCUGGCUGCAGGGAUGGUGGAUGACCUCACUGCAGCGGGGGUCUCUUGUUUCGGACCCUCUGCGAAGGCAGCCCAGCUGGAGGCCAGUAAGAGUUUCUCCAAGGAGUUUAUGGACCGUCACGGCAUCCCCACGGCCCGCUGGAGAUCCUUCACUGACCCUCAGGAGGCCUGCAGCUUCAUCCAGAGCGCUGAGUUCCGGGCUCUGGUGGUGAAGGCGAGCGGUCUGGCCGGAGGGAAAGGAGUGAUCGUGGCAGAGAACAAGGACCAGGCAUGCAGGGCAGUGCGGGACAUCAUGCAGGACAAGACGUUCGGAGCUGCAGGGGAGACGGUGGUGGUGGAGGAGCUGCUGGAAGGAGAGGAGGUUUCGUGCCUAUGUUUCAGCGACGGCUGCACUGUGGCCCUGAUGCCUCCUGCACAAGACCACAAGCGGCUUCUGGAUGGAGACCUGGGCCCCAAUACAGGGGGCAUGGGGGCAUACUGCCCCACUCCACAGGUUUCGGAGGAUCUGCUUCAGAAGAUCAGAGAGACAGUAUUGCAGAAAACUGUGGACGGGAUGAGGCAGGAGGGGAGCCCUUAUGUUGGGGUUCUGUACGCAGGGCUGAUGCUGACCCGGGACGGGCCCCGGGUGCUGGAGUAUAACUGCAGGUUCGGAGACCCGGAGUGCCAGGUACUGCUGCCCCUGCUGAAGAGCGACCUGUACCAAGUGAUCCAGGACACGCUGCAGGGGAGACUAGCAUUGAGCGCCCCCACCUGGCAGGAGAACAGCGCUGCUGUUACUGUGGUGAUGGCGAGUGGAGGGUAUCCAGGAGACUAUAAGAAGGGCAUUGAGAUCACUGGUCUGUCUCGGGUGAAGGAGCUGGGGCUGCAGGUGUUCCAUGCUGGCACCUUGCUGAAAGAGGGCAGGGUGCUGACCAGUGGAGGCAGAGUGCUGACCAUCACCGCUGUCGACCGCGACCUGCCUACUGCACUUCAGAACGCCAACAAAGGUGUGGCCAGCGUGCAGUUCCAGGGGGCCGUCUACCGCAGAGACAUCGGGCACCGGGCCAUCGCCUUCCUCCAGCAGCCACGUGCACUGACCUACAAAGACAGUGGAGUGGACAUCGCUGCGGGGAACGCUCUUGUUGACCUGAUCAAACCCCUGGCCGCAGCCACUGCCCGGAAAGGGUGCAGUGCUGAGCUUGGCGGUUUUGCAGGCCUGUUUGACUUGAAAGCAGCAGGAUACAUAGACCCUAUCCUUGUGGCUGGGACUGAUGGAGUGGGCACCAAGCUGAAGAUCGCACAGGAGUGUAACAAGCACGACACUCUGGGACAGGACCUGGUGGCUAUGUGUGUGAAUGACAUCCUGGCGCAGGGGGCGGAGCCUCUCUUCUUCCUCGAUUACUUUUCGUGCGGGAGGCUGGAUGUGGGCGUGGCUUCCUCAGUCAUCGCUGGCAUUGCUGAGGCCUGCAAAACAGCCGGCUGUGCGUUGCUGGGGGGCGAGACGUCAGAGAUGCCGGGGGUGUACCCCCCAGGGGAGUACGACCUGGCUGGCUUCGCGGUGGGCGCAGUGGAAAGAGACAGGAUGCUCCCGCGCCUCGACUCCAUCGCUGCCGGAGACCUGCUCCUGGGGAUCGCCUCCUCCGGGGUCCACAGCAACGGAUUCAGCCUGGUCCGCAAGGUGCUGCAGCGGGUCUGCCUGCAGUACUCCUCCCCAGCGCCGUUCGGGGCUGCCGGCCAGACUGUGGGGGAGGUGCUUCUCACUCCAACCAAGAUCUACAGCAAGCUGCUUCAGCCAAUCCUGCACAGCGGAGCAGUGAAGGCAUACGCCAACAUUACAGGGGGCGGGCUCUUGGAGAACAUCCCUAGGGUUCUCCCCAAAACCCUGGCAGUGGACUUGGACGCCUGUCUCUGGAAGAUCCCAGAGGUGUUCUCCUGGCUGCAGCGAGAGGGCCAGCUCUCUGAGGAAGAGAUGGGGCGCACCUUUAACUGCGGGCUGGGCAGCGUGCUGGUGGUGGGGCGCGAGGCCGCGGACGAGGUCCUGAGAGAAUUGAAGAACCAUGAGGAGGCGUGGGUCAUAGGAACAGUGACGCUGCAGCAGCCAGACAGGGAGAGGGUGUUGAUCCGGAAUCUCCUCCGCUCUCUGCAGUCUGGCUCCAGGGGGACCCCAGUGAGCACUGGCCUUCGAAGCGGAGCCCCACAGAACUGUGCCCCCGAGCGCAGAGCAAGGGUGGCUGUCCUCAUCUCAGGAACAGGCACAAACCUGCAGGCCCUGAUGGAGCAGGUGAAGAAGCCGUGGAGCUCCGCUGAGAUCGUCCUGGUCAUCUCCAACCGGCCUGGGGUGGAAGGGCUGAAGAAGGCAGCACGGGCAGGGAUCCAGACCAGGGUCGUGGAUCACAAGCAAUACGGGAGCCGUGCUGAGUUUGACAGCACCAUCGAGCAGGUCUUGGAGGAGUUCAGUGUGGAGGUGGUGUGUCUCGCCGGCUUCAUGAGGAUCCUUGGCGGCCCCUUUGUCAGGAAGUGGAGCGGAAAACUGCUGAAUGUUCACCCCUCCCUGCUACCCUCCUUCAAGGGGGUGAAUGCUCACAGACAGGUCCUGCAGGCUGGGGUUCGGGUCUCGGGCUGCACUGUGCAUUUUGUUGCUGAGGAAGUUGAUGCAGGAGCCAUCAUUGUCCAGGAGGCGGUGCCAGUGAUGGUGGGUGACACAGAGGACAGCCUAUUGGAGCGGGUGAAGGAGGCGGAGCAUCGAGCUUUCCCUGCUGCUCUGGAGCUGGUGGCUAGUGGCACUGUGCGGCUUGGAGAGGACAACAAGAUCCACUGGAACACCCAGGAGCAGCACUAGACCAGCCUCCAAAUACCCACAAGAUCCACUGGAACACCCAGGAGCAGCACUAGACCAGCCUCCAAAUACCAGCAAGAUCCACUGGAACACCCAGGAGCAGCACUAGACCAGCCUCCAAAUACCCACAAGAUCCACUGGAACAGCCUCGCAGUACCAACAAGGAACUGUUUACAUCUCACCCUGGGAUUAGAGCUGGAGCAGGAUUGUGGCUUCAUUAAGUGCCACUCUGUUUGCUGUGGGACCCAUACAGAAUAAUUCCAAGAAAACACUCACUCACACCAAUGACUUUUUAGUUUCCGGUUGAUGAAGACCUAACCUUUUUGAAGUGUUGUGUUCAUACUCUGCUAAGCUGUAUUCAGGUAUUCUCUCCUUGUGUUUUGAUCGUGGGUUUUGUUGAAGAUAUAUUAUCCUUUUCAUUCCAGUUAUUUUUAAAGCUGCAGUUGCUACUGUGUGACUUUGUAUCGACUGGGUUAUAUAAACUACAUGCUAAAUGUUACUCCUACUGACCUGGCUUCCUUGUUGAGGUUUCAGCUUCAUUCAGACGGUACACUUCAGAUUAUUGUCUUUUGAUUGUAUUACUUCAGUUGUGUUACUGGUGUUGUGUAGUAAAGAUGAACCCUUUCACUGCAUGGAGUGCUUUAUGAUUCAUACACAUACUUUUUCAUUGUGUGUUUUAUAGUUUCAGCUCUAGUGUAUUCUAUUGUUUCUCUAAAGUCCCAUUCCAGGUGGUGUACAGUAUUACAUUCAAUGCCACACUUUCAACCUCAGGCCAUGCUGGUCUCGUUCUCAUAUCCUGGGGGUGCUGCGUUGUUGUUUAACUUCCAUGUGUAGUUAUCGGAAUUACAUUUGCUCACUGUGAUACUGGAUGAAGUCAUGUAGGCAAUUGAUAUUUCAUGAAACAUGGCUAACUUCUUAUAGAUGGACUGUAAGUGUGAACAUGUUUUACACACUUCUGCUAAACACAGACUGCACAGAAAUCCCGAGUCAGCCAAUGUCUCUCCUCUUGACCUGACAGGAGAUCAUCUCUGUUUUCUUGCUCAGUCUGUGUUUGAUAUACAUUCCACUCUGCAUGUUCUAUUCUACAAUAAACUGCUGCAGUUGCA
Messenger RNA from Polyodon spathula (Mississippi paddlefish), 4272 nucleotides. RefSeq names its product trifunctional purine biosynthetic protein adenosine-3-like. Bases 122 to 3169 code for a protein of 1015 amino acids. Lineage: Eukaryota; Metazoa; Chordata; Actinopteri; Acipenseriformes; Polyodontidae. Gene Ontology annotation, molecular function: phosphoribosylformylglycinamidine cyclo-ligase activity; ATP binding; metal ion binding. The transcript has 22 exons. Gene Ontology annotation, biological process: 'de novo' IMP biosynthetic process; adenine biosynthetic process. The record is from RefSeq and is a predicted model, not a curated record. Gene Ontology annotation, cellular component: cytosol.